GGGUCCAAAUGUGUGGACUCUAUCGGCGUGCGCAGGGGUCCAUACAACUCCCUGACCGUGCCCAUUGAAUGGUUGCAAUUAUGAAAUUGUUUCCGUCGAUUCUCUCUGAUAGAGCAUCUUGCCACUCCGUCGGAUUCCGCCCUCCAGUAGCCUCGCGCCAUUGAUGUUAUGGACUCCACCAACAGGAACAGCUGCUUCUCCGUUGAGGCGCUGUGUGCAGAGCUCCACCAUUGCAGUUGCAUUUGUGCUUCUUCUUGGCGCGGCUGUAUACACGCUGUACGAACCCUAUGAUGGAUCCAAGAUUGGGUUGUUGUUCAAGUUCCCCAUCCCGUUCGGCUCCAGCAGAAGAACAUGGACGAAGCCGAAGAUUUUGGCAAGGGACCCUUUGCACCAGGCGAAGGAAGACACGGAGGGUUCGUCCCGUGAGUUCUCAACACCUCGAGAGAAGUUCUUCCUGGCGAUGCUGUGUAAGUCCUCACCAGGGAACUUCCAGCGGCGCAGCUCCCUUCGUCAGCUGCUUGGCACACAGCUUCAGAUCAUGAGCCGCAUUGCAGCGAAGACCCGCAUGGCAGGUGACGAAGACGUGGAACCCCCGAAUCCGAAAGCCAACAAUACGCCGACCAACACCAUCCCCACUGUGGGACGUUCUGGCAGUAGCGAGUACGUCGAUCGCUUUCUGUUCUACUUCGUAAUGGGCCGACUCGCCCUGGACGCUGGUGUUGAGAGUGAUAUGAAACAAGAAUCUAGCAAGUAUUCUGAUCUUCUCCUCGGUGAGUUUGUGGAUAGCUACGAACGUCUGACCCGAAAACUGAUCUGGAUGCUUACGUGGUUGGAAGAAAUGGUGCACUUCGAGUUUGCCUUACUGCUGGACGAUGAUGUGUUCAUCGAUCUAAAUCUGCUGGCACAGGCAAUUCACGAUGGUCCCAGCGUGCAUCUCUACGCAGGAGGAUCAUCAACUAGCUUACGCUCGCGCGUUAUCCGAGUCCAGAAACACCGCUGGUACGUUCCGCGGGAGGUGUACCCCAAGGACACCUACCCUCCCUACCAUGUCGGAGUUGGUGUUGUGCUGAGUGAAGAUGUCUUACAUGCCUGUCUGCCUCUGAUUCCCAAUGUAACUGUGUUUGGCGUUGAUGACGCCUAUCUGGGUAUUGUAAUGGAGGAGUGUGGAAUAAAGCCGACGCGGAUUGAAGGCAUACUGAAGAUGGCCAGUCGGUGCCUGGAUGGCAGCCGGCCCAUCAUGAUAGGAAACAUGCCAGCAGACACACUUCUCAAAGUCACACUUAGCUAUGCUGCAUACCCGCAGUAUCAUUAUACGUGCUGAACGCUCGCCAUGCCAAAAGGCAUGCAUCCUUGAUGCAUCCUUGAUAUCCAUACUGUAUCAUUUCGACUAUGUCAGAUUUUUUUAAGGUGCGGGCAUGUGACAGACAUGGGGCGGAGCUAAUUUCAGGAAAUGCUGUAAUUGGCAAAUUUCUGAUUCAAGAGGGAUUAGAAAUUUAGAAUACAUUUAUUUGUGCAUGCAGAUCAGUUGUCUGUGUUUGAAAAACUGCAGUGAGUGUUCAUGCGUCUCCUUGGUUCUGUGAAUCUGAUGAGAAGGCGAUGAAAAUACAUGUAGUGCCAGUGGAA
This is a messenger RNA of Sycon ciliatum, 1623 nucleotides long. Its product is annotated as lactosylceramide 1,3-N-acetyl-beta-D-glucosaminyltransferase B-like. The record is from RefSeq and is a predicted model, not a curated record. The transcript has a single exon. Gene Ontology annotation, cellular component: Golgi membrane. Gene Ontology annotation, molecular function: hexosyltransferase activity. Bases 164 to 1321 code for a protein of 385 amino acids. NCBI's taxonomy places the organism in Eukaryota, Metazoa, Porifera, Calcarea, Leucosolenida, Sycettidae.